AACUAUUUGUGGAAUCAAAGCCUGACAUUCCCCCAUCUACUUCCUGCUCAAACACGCCUUAUAUGAGUGGGACCAACGUCUACUGAAGGUGGAAGCUGAUUGGUUGCAGCCUCUCUGCCUUCCUGAAAUGUCUGUUUCAGGAAGUGAAACUCACACAGUCACUGUGACAGAUAGAAGAAAUGGAGCAGAAUCAGAUAGACGAAGAAACUUUGUCCUGUUCGAUCUGUCUGGAUCUACUGAAGGAUCCAGUGACGAUUCCCUGUGGACACAACUACUGCAUGAACUGUAUUAAAACCCACUGGAAGGAUCGGAAACAAAGCCACAGCUGCCCUCAGUGCAGGGAGACGUUCACACCGAGGCCUGUGCUAAAGAAGAACACUGUGUUAGCAGCUUUAGUGGAGCAGCUGAAGAAGACUGGACUCCAAUCUGCUGCAGCUGAUCACUGCUAUGCUGGACCUGAAGAUGUGGCCUGUGAUUUCUGCACUGGGAGGAAGCUGAAAGCCAUCAAGUCCUGUUUAAUCUGUCUGGCCUCUUAUUGUGAGAAACACCUUCAGCCUCAUUAUGAUUCAGCUACUUUUAAGAAACACAAGCUGGUGGAGCCGUCCAAGAACCUCCAGGAGAACAUCUGCUCUAAGCAUGAUAAGUUGUUGGAGAUCUUCUGCCGCACUGAUCAGAAGUGUGUCUGCAGUCUCUGUUUAAUGGAGGAACAUAAAGGCCAUGACAUAGUCUCAGCUGCAGCAGAAAGGACUGAGAGGCAGAGAGAGCUGGAGGAGAGACGAGGAAAAAUCCAUCAGAGAAUCCAGGACAGAGAGAAGGAUGUGAAGCUGCUUCAACAGGAAGUGGAGGCCAUCAAUAUCUCUGCCGAUAAAGCAGUGGAGGACAAUAAGAAGAUCUUCACUGAGCUGAUCCGUCUCCUCCAGAAAAGAAGCUCUGAGGUGAAGCAGCAGAUCAGAUCCCAGCAGGAAACUGAAGUGAGUCGAGUCAAAGAUGUUCAGGAGAAGCUGGAGCAGGAGAUCACUGAGCUGAAGAGGAAAGACGCUGAGCUGGAGCAGCUCUCACACACAGAGGAUCACAACCAGUUUCUCCUCAACUACCCCUCACUGCCAGCACUCAGUAAGUCUAAGCGCUCAUCCAGCAUCAACAUCCGUCCUCCGAGACACUUUGAUGGCGUGACAUCAGCUGUGUCAGAGCUCAGAGAGAAACUACAGGACGUCCUGACAGACUCAUGGACGAACAUCUCACUGAAAAUCACUGAGGAUGUUUUACAAUCAGAACCAGAACCAAAGAGCAGAGCUGAAUUCUUAAGAUAUUCAUAUGAAGUAACUCUGGAUCCAAACACAGCACACACACGUCUGGGACUGUCAGCAGGGAACAGGAAGGUGACGGUGAUGAAACAACAUCAGUCUUAUUCUAGUCACCCAGACAGAUUCACUGGAUGGCUUCAGGUUCUGAGUAGAGAGAGUCUGAUUGGACGAUGUUACUGGGAGGUGGAGUGGAGCGGUAACGUUUUUAUAGCAGUCGCAUACAAGAAUAUCAGCAGAACUGGAGAUGGGAAUGAAUGUGGAUUUGGAUGUAAUGACAAAUCUUGGGCCUUAGAUUGCUCCCAAAACAGUUCUAGAUUUGGUCACAACAGCAUCUGGACCUCCAUCUCAGGUCCUGCUUCCUCCAGAGUCGGAGUGUACUUGGAUCACACAGCAGGUCUUCUGUCCUUCUACAGCGUCUCUGAAACCAUGACUCUCCUCCACCGAGUCCAGACCAGAUUCACUCAGCCAAUGCUGGCUGGAGUUUAUUUUUGGUACACUGGAGACUCUGUAGAGUUCCUUAAACCCGGAUAGUUAUUCUCUCUUCUCUCGUUGUUGAUCAGGGUUUCUUGUUUUGUUUCUCUUUAAUUCCUGGUUUAUUUUUGACUGUGUUCCACCAACCAUAAAAUAAGUCACUGCUGAUGUUUUCUUUCAUUCUGAAGACACAGAAAUACUUCUCCACACGAAAAUCUGAACUUCUCUGGCCUAGUAGUUUGACUUUAAUAUUUGUAUUGAUGUAUUUAGAUAUUCAGGUUUCUCUUCCACUGUUCCGCAGAACAAAUGUUCUUUUUUAAAUCAGCUGAGACUGAAGUGAACUGAACUUGUUUCUGUUUUCUUUAUUGUGAUUUUAAAAAAAUCACAAUGAAGUAACACAAUGAAACUAACAUGAAUUGACACUUAUUAGCCACUUUAUUAGGUACACACCUUGCUAGUACCAGGUUGGAUCCUGUUUUGCCUUCAGAACUGCCUUAAUCCUUUGUGGCAUAGAUUCAACGGUAAUGAAAACCUCAGAGAGUGUGGUCCAUAUUGACAUGAUAACAUCACAGUUGCUGCAGAUUUGUCGGCUGCACAUCCAGGAUGUGAAUUUCCCUUUCCACCACAUCCCAAAGGUUCUCUAUUGGACUGAGAUCUGGAAACUGUUGGAGGCCAUUAGAGUUCAGUGAACUCAUUGUCAUGUUCAAGAAAAGAGUCUGAGAUGAUGGUGCUUUAUGACAUGGCAAGUUAUCCUGCUGGAAGUAGCAAUCAGAAGAUGGGUAUACUGUGGUCAUAAAGGGAUGGACUUGGUCAGCAACAAUACUCAGGUAGAAUGUGCCUUUGACACGAUGCUCAGUUGCUAUUAAUGAGCUCAAAGUACGCCAAGAACAUAUUUCACUUGCUAUUGCACCACCACCACCAGCCUGAACCAUUGACACAAGGCAGGAUGGAUUCAUGCUUUCAUGUUGUUGACGCCAAAUUCUGACCCGACCAUCUGAGUGUCACAGCAGAAAUCAUCAAACCAGGCAAUGUUUUUCCAAUCUUCGAUUGUCCAAUUUUUGUGAACCUGUGUGAAUUGUAGCCUCAGUUUCCUGUUCUUAGUUGAGAGGAGUGGCACCUGGUGUGGUCUUCUGCU
Molecule: messenger RNA, 2910 nt
Organism: Poecilia latipinna (sailfin molly)
Lineage: Eukaryota; Metazoa; Chordata; Actinopteri; Cyprinodontiformes; Poeciliidae
Product: E3 ubiquitin/ISG15 ligase TRIM25-like
Exons: 1
Coding region: 180-1835 (551 amino acids)
Molecular function (GO): zinc ion binding; protein binding
Source: RefSeq, a predicted model, not a curated record